AUGAAAGUGUCGGUGCCUAGAUACUCGACAUGUUUGGUGUUUCAGAUGUUAUUUAUGUGCUGUGAUUUGUUAUUUAAUUGUUGGAGUCUCUUUCCUAAGAGUCGUGGUGGACUUCUUCUGUUGUUCUUUUUUCAGGAUUUGUGCCUUGUGUUGGCAAUAACAUCAAUUUUGAUACCAUUAUUCUCUACAUAUCUUUUUCAAGCUGGGUUAAUGGAAGUUUUGAUUCGUAAAUUCAGAGUGGCCGGAAUUGUGAUUUUAGCAUAUUUUUUGCUAUCCAUUGCUUUGCAGUCCGCAUGGAUCAUUGAAAAGUGGGAUGAUACAGAAUCUGUCUCAACACCCCUUGUUAUGGUUUUAUUUACACUUCAAAGAUGCAUGGCACCCGGCUAUUACUUCUUCUAUAAGCGUGCUUCACUCAUGGUAAGCGACCCACGCUUCUAUGAGGACGUCGACUGGAUCAACCAGAACAGGACUGAAAAGUAG
Pieris macdunnoughi is the source of this 480-nucleotide messenger RNA. The record is from the annotation of a GenBank genome assembly. Lineage: Eukaryota; Metazoa; Arthropoda; Insecta; Lepidoptera; Pieridae.